Molecule: messenger RNA, 2904 nt
Organism: Kazachstania africana CBS 2517
Lineage: Eukaryota; Fungi; Ascomycota; Saccharomycetes; Saccharomycetales; Saccharomycetaceae
Product: SAPS family protein
Exons: 1
Coding region: 1-2904 (967 amino acids)
Cellular component (GO): nucleus; cytosol
Molecular function (GO): protein phosphatase regulator activity; protein phosphatase binding
Source: RefSeq, a predicted model, not a curated record
AUGUCAAAUUCAUUUUGGAAAUUCAAUCAAGACAGCUUAGUCGAAUCUUCAGUCACAAGUAUUCUCAAUAAUGCAUUUAUAAAGAUUGAAAAUAAAAACAAUAAUAAUAUUGAAGAUAAUAAUAGCCAUAAUGAAGAUGAUGCUGACACUAAAUUAAAUAAAGUUAAUCGUCGUCAUCACCGUAGUACUAGUAGCAUUACUAGUAGUAGUACAUCUCAAGCUGAAGAUAUUGAAAACGCUACGGAGGAUGAUGAUGAUGAUGAUGAUGACACUUUACCAAUUAAUGAAGAAGAUUAUCUCAAAUAUUAUAAACCAAAUUUAGAUAUUUUAAACAGUCUCUUGGACGAUGAUGAAUUGUAUACCGAAUUAAUGUGCUCAAAUUUUAAACUUUUAAUUUAUUUGAAAUAUCCUGCCGUCCUGGAAAGAUUAAUCGAUCUGCUAACCAAUGAAUUCUUUCUGACUGAUGAUGAUAAUGAUAAAGAAGAAAGAGAAGAAGAACACGAAGAAGAACAAGAAACCACUCAUUUAAAGAAUGAAAUUAACCAUGAUCAAAACAAACAAACCAUUACCGUAUCAGAUACGACGUCAGAGGCUUCAGAAGAGACAAGUGUAACAUUACCUCCCGAAUCACAGGAACAAAUUGAAACAAGAAGGGCUAAAAUGGCUGCAGAGAUUUUAUCUGCCGAUAUAUGGCCAUUAUCUUCAACUUUAAUUGAAAAUAAAUCACUACUAUUAAAAUUAUGGUCAAUUUUAAAAUUUGAUCAAAUUUCAAUUCAAGCUUCCAAUUAUUUCAUUAAGAUAAAUGAAAGGUUACUUGAUAUGGAUUUGAAAAAUAUGUUAGAUUUUGUCAUUGACCAAUUUGAAAAUAAUAAUUUAAUUCAAGAAUUUUUGAUGCACAUCAAUAAUUCUUCAAUUAUGGACUUUUUAUUGAAAAUUUUAUCUACUGAUAAACCUGACUAUUCAACAGGUAUAAUUAGGAUUUUGAAGAAACAAAAUUUGAUAUCAAGCUUAAUAGAUCGCUUAGAUUCAAAAAAAUUUGACGUUGCCACUCAAACAUCAUCCACAGACCUUAUAAAAGCAAUCAUUACCCUUAGUGCUAAUACCAAUAAUACAAAUAAUAUAAACACAGAAAUAACACUCUCAAUUGGCCCAAAUGAACUGACUAGAGAAAUUGUCACUGCUGAAGUAAUGGAAAAACUAAUUAAGAUAAUGCUGCAAGGCGGAACUUCUCUAAGUAAUGGCGUUGGAAUAAUUAUUGAAAUUAUCAGGAAAAAUAAUUCCGACUAUGACUUCAUCCAAGUCAUGUAUACUACUUUGGAGACACAUCCACCAAAUGAUAGAGAUCCAAUCCACUUAAUACAUCUAAUCAAAUGUUUCAGUAAAUACAUCGACAAUUUUAAAGAUAUUUUAGCUAAAGAUUGCAGUACAGAGAAGUUAAUGAUUCCCAUAGGUGAGAUUGAACCACUGGGUUUCGAAAGAUUUAAAGUUUGUGAAUUGAUCGCAGAACUAUUGCACUGUUCAAACAUGACUCUCUUAAAUGAAAUGAAUGGUGAAGCUACCAUAAAUGAACGUGAUUUGGAGAGGAUAAAAUCUUUGAAAGAUAAAGAUGACACUGCGGACAUUUCUGAACAAUUCAAUUCAUUAUCAUUAAAGGCAGCAAAUGCCGAUGAGAAUGAAGAGAAUGAUAAAAAGGACCUCGUUCAGGAGCAUGACGAAUCAAAUCGUAACAAAGUUCAAAAUGACCUAAAAAUUGAAGAUGAGGAGGAGCUAGUGGUAAGUAUAGGACGAGAAGGCGAAGAGCAUGACGAUAAAGUUGAAUUAGAAGAGUUUUCAGAGGAACAAUUACGUUCGAUGAAACUUCCCGGUGAUUUACUUAAAAUUGCCUUGAAGGACUCAGGUAUAGUUAAUGUUAUCGUGGAUAUGUUUUUCAAAUUCGAGUGGAAUAAUUUUCUGCAUAAUGUUGUCUUUGAUAUUAUUCAACAGAUCUUCAAUGGUCCAUUGAAGCAGGGCUUCAACAAAUUUUUGAUUUCUGAUUUAUUGGUUAACUGUAAAUUGACUCAUAAAAUUAUUCAAGGUGAUAAAAAAUGUCUGGAUGAUGAAAAAAAGACUGGUAUCAGAUGUGGUUAUAUGGGUCAUUUAACAUUGAUAGCCGAAGAAGUUGCCAAAUUUCAAGAAUACAUUGACGAAAUGGAUGUCAAUUUCAAAGAUCCUAAUAUUAGGCUGGCACUGAACGAUGAAAAUUGGCAACAUUAUAUGAACUCAACUCUUGCUGAGAAUAGAAAUAAUUUUAAUACUGUUCUAGGUGAUUUUGUAUUAGACGAUGAGGAGCAAGACACUGGAAACGAUAGUAAUAGCUUCGAGGACGACUUCAUAAAUGACGAAGCUAAUCAUAAUAACAAUAGUGAAGAAUAUGAGAAUGACGAUAGCAAUAUCCAUGAUCUGUACUACGAUUCGCAGAAUAAUAUUAAUAGCGACAAUGCCAAUGAAGAAGAUGAAAAUUACGCAGAGUAUACAGAUCUUGAUAAUAUGGAUUAUUUUGAAUAUAUUGAUGCCACUGGUCACAAAACUACUUUACGUUUAAAUAAUUCAAAUGAUGAAAACAUUAGUAACAAAAGUAAUGUUGAUUCAAAUUUAGGAUCUAAUAGCGAGGUUUAUCAACAUCAAUUCGAAUUUCCAACGAAUAACACUGUAUUCGAAGACGACGAUGAUGACUAUAUGGAUCCGAAUGAUGAUGGACAAUCUUAUGCCAAACCAAACAAUCCAUUAUACAAUGAUAUUCUGUUACAAUCUAAAAGUUUGCCGUCGAGCACAUCUGACAUCGACGAGGGUGAAGAAGAUGCGUUUACUGGCAGUGACAUUCCUUUGAAUAGAUCAUCAAGUAAUGAAAAUGUAGCACUCAUUUAA